AUGUAUCACCCGAGGGUGGCCGCAUUCGUCUUAAUGCUGUCUGUAUUGCUGCGUUGCAUCGCCGCGGCCCCGAGCAAGAGACACUCGAGUUCCAGCUCGUUCAGCGACGUGGAGAGCGCUCUGCCCGAUGGCGAAGAAUGGUCCUUGCCCAUGUUCCCCUUCUCCAACCCUUUCCUCAGCCUCAUGGCCACACGAUCCCAACAAGGAGAUACGAACAGUCACUCCGUCCAAAAGAGAAAGUGCAACACGGCCACCUGUGUCACCCAAAGACUAGCAGACUUUCUGGUGCGUUCCAGUAAUACCAUCGGUACCGUGUACGCGCCAACCAACGUGGGAUCUGCCACCUAUGGCAAGAGGGACCUACUUCUGCCUCCCAACUACUCCCUCCCUCUCUAGUACAUAUGACCAAUGAUGACUGUAUAUGAUAA
Phycodurus eques (leafy seadragon) is the source of this 428-nucleotide messenger RNA. Its product is annotated as islet amyloid polypeptide. The record is from RefSeq and is a predicted model, not a curated record. NCBI's taxonomy places the organism in Eukaryota, Metazoa, Chordata, Actinopteri, Syngnathiformes, Syngnathidae. Bases 1 to 396 code for a protein of 131 amino acids. Gene Ontology annotation, molecular function: hormone activity. Gene Ontology annotation, cellular component: extracellular region. The transcript is spliced from 3 exons.